AUGUACCAAACCCUGCAGUUUUCAAGGCAAUCCUCCGGGAAACGACAUGGGCAAUCGUUGAUGGCGACCGACGACAACGGCCCUACACACCAUUCACGCCGAUUAUUUAUCAUCGAUGGGUCAACAAAGGUGAAAUAUCUUAUAGACACUGGUGCCGACCUCUGUGUAUUUCCGCGUUCGUUGCUUCCGGACCCGAGAGAAAAGUCCAAUUACGAACUUUCCGCUGCAAACGGUACCAUCAUAGCUACCUACGGUACAUUGACGUUAACCCUCGACUUAGGACUCCGACGACAGUUCACAUGGCGUUUUGUUGUGGCUGACGUCUCAAAACCAAUUAUCGGCGCUGACUUCCUGUCUCAUUUUGGUUUGUUGGUCGACAUGAAAAACAAACGUCUUCUGGAUUCAACUACUCAUCUCACGUCCCAAGGGAAGGUAAUUGAGUGUAAGCUACCAUCUAUCAAGACAGUUUCAGGUUCGUCACCAUUUCACGACCUGCUGCAACAGUUUCCGGGAACAACCCGACCAGGAGGAACUCCCAGAAUUGCAGCCCAUUCGACGAAGCACCACAUCGUUACCACUCCCGGACCUCCCGUCGCGCAAAGACCAAGACGACUUGCUCCCGACAAAUUGAGAGCAGCUAAAUUAGAAUUCGAGGCCAUGGUUAAAUUGGGGAUCGCUCGUCCUUCUAAGAGUCCCUGGGCAUCACCGCUCCACAUGGUUCCGAAAACAAGCGACGAGUGGAGACCCUGUGGGGAUUAUCGCGCCCUUAACGCCAGGACGUGUCCUGAUAGAUAA
Molecule: messenger RNA, 795 nt
Organism: Agrilus planipennis (emerald ash borer)
Lineage: Eukaryota; Metazoa; Arthropoda; Insecta; Coleoptera; Buprestidae
Exons: 1
Coding region: 1-795 (264 amino acids)
Biological process (GO): proteolysis
Molecular function (GO): aspartic-type endopeptidase activity
Source: RefSeq, a predicted model, not a curated record